Symbiodinium necroappetens is the source of this 405-nucleotide messenger RNA. NCBI's taxonomy places the organism in Eukaryota, Dinophyceae, Suessiales, Symbiodiniaceae. The record is from the annotation of a GenBank genome assembly.
GAGGAGAAGAAAGAAGACAAAAAGGAUGACAAGCCUAAGGCAGAGGCCGACAAGAAGGAUGACAAGCCUAAGGCCGAUGGCGCCAAGAAGGAGGAAAAGAAAGAGGACAAAAAAGAUGACAAGCCUAAGGCAGAGGCCGACAUGAAGGAUGACAAGCCUAAGGCCGAUGGCGCCAAGAAGGAGGAAAAGAAAGAGGACAAGAAGGAUGACAAGCCUAAGGCAGAGGCCGACAAGAAGGAUGACAAGCCUAAGGCCGAUGGUGCGAAGAAAGAAGAGAAGAAAGAGGACAAAAAGGACGACAAGCCUAAGGCAGAAGCCGACAAGAAGGACGAUAAGCCGAAGGAUGUAAAGCCAGAGGCCCCAAAGGCAGAGAAGCAGAAAACUGAGGAGAAGCCGAAGGAAAAG